This is a messenger RNA of Lineus longissimus, 1676 nucleotides long. RefSeq lists its product as uncharacterized. The transcript has 13 exons. The record is from RefSeq and is a predicted model, not a curated record. Lineage: Eukaryota; Metazoa; Nemertea; Pilidiophora; Heteronemertea; Lineidae. The coding region runs from base 27 to 1601 and encodes 524 amino acids.
UUGUUCAGCUUUUCCAGAAUCGAGACAUGAGAACUUUGAUCUUGAUCGUGCUACUGGCCGUCGCGGCCGCUGCGGUGUCUGCCAAGAGUAUUCAUCAGCACAAUGACGUCAGGCGAUUCCUCGGUUUACCAAGCAUCUCUGACAUCAAGGAGAAACUAACUGGAACGCUAGGAAACUUCAAGGACAAGAUACUGGAUGCAUUAUUGGAAGUGAGAGGAGAUAUCGCAACGGCUGCUAUUGAGGCGUUCCUGCGAUUACGACCAUAUAUAGAUAAACUAAAGAUUAUCUUCGACGAGAUUAGAAGUGUUACCGAAACGACAGAAAGUGACUGGGCAAAAGAACGUGAGCGCCUCCUAGAACACAUCAAGGACAUAUUUGACAUGGUCUUGGCAGAAGAGGAAGUGCAGGCUUUGAUGCAGAAAGUUCAGGAGAUGAUUGACAGCGCCAGGGAAACAGCCAAAUCUUCCAAAGAGAAAGCUCUGGACAUUCUGAAGAAACUCGGUGACUUGGUGUUGGGAGAAAUAGUUUCUACUAAAAGUUCAAAGCGAAGCAUCGACUCUUAUGGGAUGGACGAUCAUAUGGUGGUCAAACGCUUCCUCGGUUUACCAAGCAUCUCUGAUAUCACUGGCCGAAUCAAGGAGAAACUUACUGAGACGCUAGACAAGGUCCAGAACAAGAUACUGGAGACAAUUUUGGCUGGUGGAGACAUCGCUAUCGGUGUCCUUGAGACGGUCUUGCAAGGUCAGAAAACACUCCUACCAUAUGCAGAUAAACUGAGGAUCAUGUUUGAUGAUAUUGCAAGUGUUGCAGAAGCCACAGAUAAUGCAUGGGCCGAACAACGUGAGGGCCUCCUAGCGCACAUCAAGGAAAUGUUUGACAUGAUUUUGGCGGAAGAGGAAGUGGUGGCUUUGAUGCAGAAGGUUGAGGAGAUGAUUGACAGCGCCAGGGAAACUGCCAAGUCUUCAAAGGAGAAAGCUCAGGAGAUUCUCAAGAAUCUCAGGGUCUUGGUGUGGGGAGUAAUAAUGUCUGCCGAAAGUACCGCUGACCUGAUAUUCGGCAAGCGAGACCUUGAAUAUUAUGACAUCAACGACCAAAUGAUGAUGAAACGGUUCCUUGGCCUUCCGUCCAUUUCCGACAUCUACGACAACAUCAAAGACAGAAUUAUUGCGAGAAUUCUAGCAGGCGGAGAUAUCGCUUACGAUCUUUUGGAAAGGAUUUUGCAGAACGAAAAGAUUAAGCCAUAUGCAGAAAAGCUGAGGGCCAUCCUGUACGAGAUAAAAGAAGUUGUUUCAGCCUCGGAGCACGAAUGGGGCAAACUCCGCGAGCGUCUCCUCCAAGACGUCAAGGAUCUAUUUGAUAUGUUCAUGUCAGAAGAGAAAGUCCAGGCUGUUGUAGCCAAGGUGGCAGAAGCUAUUGACAAGGCCAGGGACGCCGCCGAGUCAUCCGCGGACUCGGCUAAGGCUAUCAUUGACAAGGUCAAGACUUACAUAUGGGCUGGAGUGCUGGCAGUUGGAGCACCCAUAGACCUUGUAGUCGGUGGUGUUGCUGGCAAGAUAUUUGAAACCAUUAUGGGCACGCCAGAGGGUAUCACAUCGGCAUAAGUUGUUCUCCCGCACAUUCUGUACACAUGUCCCAGUGUUUUUUGUCUUGUUAUAAAAAGAAAAACAUUUUUUUUG